Messenger RNA from Paramisgurnus dabryanus, 2708 nucleotides. It is a transcript of the gene dhcr24, whose product is annotated as 24-dehydrocholesterol reductase. Gene Ontology annotation, molecular function: FAD binding; Delta24(24-1) sterol reductase activity. Gene Ontology annotation, cellular component: membrane; cytoplasm. NCBI's taxonomy places the organism in Eukaryota, Metazoa, Chordata, Actinopteri, Cypriniformes, Cobitidae. The record is from RefSeq and is a predicted model, not a curated record. Gene Ontology annotation, biological process: steroid metabolic process.
UGAAAAGCGUAAAACAUAUACGGCAAAUAGCGCGUGUGAGCGAAUGAGAAAUAUCACACAAGGAUUACAAAAAACACAGUUUAUUAGACCGUAUUCAUGUAUGCGUUUUAUUUACAUUUAUUAUAAAAGGUAUUUGCAAAAUAAACGUCUCGUUAUAAAAAGCUGUCGUAAUGGGUCCGUUGUUAUAUUUAGGUGGGUUGGUUGUUUUGCUUUUAGUAUGGGUAAAAAUAAAGGGCUUGGAGUACGUGAUGAUACACCAGAGAUGGAUCUUCGUUUGCCUCUUUCUCCUCCCCUUAUCUGUCAUUUUUGAUGUAUACUAUUACCUGCGCGCGUGGAUCAUUUUUAAGAUGUGCUCAGCUCCCAAGCAGCACGAGCAACGAGUCAGAGACAUUCAGAGACAGGUGCGAGAAUGGAAAAAAGAAGGAGGAAAGAAACACAUGUGUACAGGUCGUCCUGGAUGGCUGACUGUGUCCCUCAGGGUGGGAAAAUACAAGAAGACACACAAAAACAUCAUGAUUAACAUGAUGGACAUCCUGGAGGUCGACACAAAACGACAGGUGGUACGUGUGGAACCUUUAGCUAACAUGGGUCAGGUGACUGCUCUACUGAACUCUAUUGGCUGGACACUGCCUGUGUUGCCUGAGCUUGAUGACCUCACUGUUGGUGGGCUGGUUAUGGGUACAGGCAUUGAGUCUUCAUCACAUAUCUAUGGUCUAUUUCAGCACAUUUGUGUUGCCUAUGAGUUGGUGUUGGCUGAUGGUAGUCUGGUUCGUUGCACAGAGAAAGAAAACUCUGACUUGUUCUAUGCGGUUCCUUGGUCCUGCGGUACCCUUGGAUUCCUGGUGGCGGCGGAGAUCCGUAUAAUUCCAGCACGGAAAUGGGUAAAGCUAUGCUAUGAGCCCGUUCGUGGCUUGGAUGCUAUUUGUGAGAAGUUUGCAAAAGAAUCAGCCAAUAAGAACAACCAGUUUGUAGAAGGACUACAGUUCUCUCGGGACGAGGCCGUGAUUAUGACCGGCAUCAUGACAGACAAUGCCGAGCCUGGGAUGACGAACCGUUUAGGGAACUAUUACAAACCCUGGUUCUUUCGACAUGUGGAGGGUUUUCUCAAGGAGAACCGUGUUGUGGUGGAGUACAUUCCACUUAGACACUACUAUCACAGACACACCCGCAGUAUCUUCUGGGAAUUACAGGAUAUCAUUCCAUUCGGGAACAAUCCCUUGUUCCGGUACGUGUUCGGCUGGAUGGUUCCUCCUAAGAUCUCUCUUCUGAAGCUCACUCAAGGAGAGACCAUCCGCAAACUCUACGAGCAGCACCAUGUGGUUCAGGACAUGCUGGUCCCCAUGAAACACAUCAAGAGCUCCAUCCUGCGCUUCCAUGAGGACAUACAGGUGUAUCCUCUGUGGCUGUGUCCCUUCAUGCUGCCCAGCCAUCCAGGAAUGGUGCAUCCUAAAGGAGACAAAGAUGAAUUGUAUGUUGAUAUUGGAGCAUAUGGGGAGCCCAAAGUUAAGCACUUUGAGGCCACAGCAUCCACACGCCAGCUGGAGAAGUUUGUCAGAGACGUUCAUGGAUUCCAGAUGUUGUAUGCUGAUGUUUACAUGGAACGACAUGAAUUCUGGGAGAUGUUCGAUGGCACAUUGUAUCAUAAACUCAGAAAGCAACUUGACUGUAAUGAUGCAUUUCCUGAAGUCUAUAACAAAAUUUGCAAGUCAGCACGACACUGAAUUUGUCUCUACUUGAAACGUGACCUUUUUUAAAGUAGGAUAGACAAUUGCCAAAAAAAGAAAUUCUUUCAUGUCCCACCAUGCCGAUAUUUUUGUAGGUUAAACAAAAAUAAGAGCCCAUAUUUUUUAUGUGUUUUACGCAUGGGUAACACAUUAAAUGUUUCAUUAAUAAAUAUUUCACAAAAAUAUAUACACUAAUGCCUAAAAUAUCAGUAUAUUUUGUACAUUCAAAUUUGAUAGAUCUGGUUUCAUGACAUUUGUUACUAUUUCAAUGAUCUGUUAAGCAUUAUAUAUUAAAUGAUAUAUAUUGUAUAUAAUGUUUGUUACUUAAUAUGAAUUCAAAUAUGAAUUGUUCUAAUAUUUUUAAAUACACAGCAUUCUUCUUUUAACAAGAAAUGAAGCUCUAUUUUCCAACAUAUGAAUGUUGCCUACCUCGCAAUGCAUAUUGAUAUAUGUUUGUGGUAUGUUCAAGGGAUAUUUUGUCUAUUUAACGCGUACAUUGAAACACCUCUACUCAGCCUGGGAUGAAUGUAAUCACCAAUCAUUUGACUUCUAAACCAUAGUUAUGUUUUUUGAAGUUUGUACUGGACUUGUGUUAUGUUGGAUUAGCCAUUGUAGGUUUCAGAACAGUAUUUAGAUCUAUAAACUAAACAUAAAACUUUUAUAUGGGUUGUAAACUAUUGUAACCAAAUAUGCCUUACAUUGACUUAAUACAUAGUGCACUGCACUUAUAAAGCUUAUGAGUGAAUCUUGUUUUUGCCUUUUAAAAGUCUGCUGUUUUCAUGUCAGAGAGCAUCUGAUUGGAUAAUAAUAGUGCAGGAUGAGUCGUCAAUAAUUUUGGUCUAUUUUCCAGAAAGAAAUUAAAUUCUGUUAACAUUUAGGAUACGUUCUCAAAGCUAAGAUAUUGACUAAAAACCACAAAACUAAUUUUGAUUUUAUAAAAUUUUUGUGAUUAUGUGUGACAAAAAUAAAACAACUCUAAUUGUU